Molecule: messenger RNA, 3036 nt
Organism: Peniophora sp. CBMAI 1063
Lineage: Eukaryota; Fungi; Basidiomycota; Agaricomycetes; Russulales; Peniophoraceae
Source: the annotation of a GenBank genome assembly
AUGUCGUUUGGUAGCUUCUCCGUCAAUACACCUCUCAAUUGGCAGGAUCCUCAGACAUCGGGAACACCUAUCUCUUCCGAGCACGGACACGGACACAGUACACCAUCGUAUGUGCCGUAUGCUCAGCCCGCAGAGCUUCAGUACUCUUGGCAGCAGCCUCAGGCCUUCGCCGCCGAAGGCCCGGGUUCUUCAUCCGGAACCUUCGUCCCUGUCGGUUGGGGCUCAUACUCGCACCCGAUACCCGAGAUCGCCAAUACCGACGGUGGAAAGCCAGCUGUGUCGUAUAUCGAUAAGAUCUGUAAAGACCUAAAGCAUCAAGGGAUCACACUGGGACAGUUUCUUGUCGACAUCUUCGCGACGAAGCUUGAGGAGGGUACCACUCACGAGAGGAUGUUGCUGGCCUUCUUGAGUGGCACCAGCAAGAUAAGAGCAGUACACGUUGCUGAGGCAAUGUAUGCUCAUUCGUACGGCCGGCCAAAGACAUCUCAUACACAGCACUCGUUAUACUUCUCUGCCAACACAGAACCAACAGAGAUCGCCUACUGCAGACCUGCGCUUGAUACAUGGGCCCUUCACCGGACUCUCUCAAAACUGUCCUCUGAGUCGAAGAAACUGUGCAAUGGUGAGAAACAUUCAUGGCUACGUGUGCGUGCAUCUCGCCGCGAUACCAAUGACAAGGCCCAGAAUGGUGCACCCUCCUCGACGCAUGCAGCUCCUGCAACAGCACUCGGGCAAAUCCCUUUGGCAUCGGAUUCGCCACAGAAGCGCAAACCAGGGCGACCUCAGGGCUCAACUUCCAAGGAUCCCGAGGCUAGUUGGGACAUCAUCGACAACUUCAGCGCCGAUAAGCUGGCAAGCUACUAUCUCGAACAUGUGCCCGUAUGCACGGCUGUUCUUCGUGCCAUUGGUGGAGAUGCCGAACAUGAUGACGGAGAGGGAGAGGUAUACAGGCCGUCCAGAAUUGUUCAGACGAGCGCAUUCAGCGAACUGUUAUAUGGCCGUAAUCAGUCUGUCAACCUGUGGCCAUUUGUUGAGAGCAUCACGCUCUUUGCAUCCAAGGCACACCAAAGCACGUAUCGUAUCGGUAGCCGUCGCGGGCACUGUACCCCGUACACGACGACGGUCAAUGCGUUGGCUAUCAUGGGCGAGCGAACAACGGGUGCAGUCGCCGCAACAUACGGCAGCUUAUCUUCACAGGACACCAAGGCCAUCGAUAUUGUCAUGGACAAUGUACAGCAACGCCAGCAACGCCACGACGUCCGCAUCGGUACCCGGGAUGAUAUGGUAACAGGAAGUGCGGGAACAGGAACUGUGCUCGAGGGACUGCAGCCUGGCGAUCUCAGCCUGACGGAGAUUCUGAAAAGCAAAGCAGCGGCGAAAGAUCGGCGCAUGGCCCUCAAUGCUGAUGAGGUGUACGACAACUUUUUGGACGAAGGCCACGAUAUGGCGGUCAAGGUCACACAGUUCAUCGAUGCGCUCGUCUCUUUCAUCCCGCAGCUCUCAGAUAUGAGCGACGAUGUCGAGGCUCUACAAAAGAAGCUCGGGAAGCACCAGAUCGACCCAUACCGACUGACCGAGGUGCACCCGCUCGGCACCAACGGCGCCAACGAAGUCUCCACGCAGGGUCUGAAUGAUGCCUCGACGGACUUUGCGGAGCAGAUUGGCCUAACGAAUGAGGAUAAGCUACGUGACCGGGCGGUCUUUUGGCAUGGGGAUGGGAAGACAUACAAUGGCUGGCUCACACUCAAGCGCAAUCUCGCCGGCCUGAAGAACAUGCUUGUCUCCUUUCGCUACGCCGUACCCGUCCUCGCGCCCUGGCAUCUGAAAUGGACCGGUCUGGGUCGUAUCAUCAACUGCUUUUGGGGCGAUAGGGAGUAUGGGAAGACUGACCCGUCGACACUCGCCGGAAUGGCACGCGCACUCAACAUCCCACCACCUUCGGACUGGGCACAUCCACACUUCUACAAGUACGCGCACUUGGUAGAGGUAGUGGCAACUGGCCACAUGUUGCAUUGCUGGGAGACUCACUUUGGCUGCGACAACCUUGAAUCGUACUUCAAGAACAUCGUCGAGACCCGUGGCAAGACAGCACUGCCCUCAUUUGCGGAGUUGGUGGAGAUUGCAAAGCUCCUUGUCAAGCGCUUCGCGAGCACGCGUGCAUUCGAGCAGGCUGUGGGCCCUCACCCGAUGGACGAUGUUAUCUCUGGUGACGAGAGUGUGAGCGAGUCGGCACCAAUCGGCGAGAAGUGGAACCUACCAGCAAUACCGUGCGCAGAAGAGAAGCCCCGCGAGUACGAGCAUAAGGACGCCGACUGGGUACUGGGAAACUCCAUCCUAUUGCUGCGUGACGCCCUCGAGUUCCUCGAGACUUGCACUGCGACCGCGCGUGGGGACCCAGAACGCGCAUGGGAGACAUAUAAGGCUUGUGGCGAGCAUCACAACUAUGCGACAUACCUGAUUGAGAUGCUCUGCCUCAUCGAACUCGAACUCCGCGCGCGAGCCCGCAUGGCCUUGAUGGACAACUGGUUAGUAAAUCUCAAGGGUCAGCCAGGGCACUUCCAAGAGCGCGAUCUCAUGCAAGAGCAUUUCAACUUCUGGCUCGAGGAGCUCUCGCAACACAAGGGAAAGCAGUUUGACGACCAUUGGUUCCGUCGGACCAUCUCGCCACACGUCCACCGCUUCCUCCGCAUCAAGGACCAGAUGGAGGCGAGUGUCGCAUUGAAGCCGCGGCGCAAGGAGCACACCGAGCCACCGAAGACGAAUGAAAUACGCGAGGCGAUGCGGCUAUGCCGCCAAGCGGACUUGCACCGGCGACACGAUGGCCGAUUGUGUGGCUCGAAGGCGGAAGAUCACUUUGCAAAGGGCUAUAAGAAGCUCGCAUUCGAAGGAAAACUAGAGAAGUACAUAGAGAAGUCUCUCGCUGUUUGGCGUAGCGAGAAUGUCGAGCGGGAGAUGCCAGAGGGGGUACGGGACCUAUCUGUGUACUUACACGAGCCGAUACACCACGAUCCGGACACCGGCCGGCUUGUCAUAUAA